This is a messenger RNA of Alosa sapidissima (American shad), 4907 nucleotides long. RefSeq names its product myotubularin 1 (gene mtm1). Gene Ontology annotation, molecular function: phosphatidylinositol-3,5-bisphosphate 3-phosphatase activity. Bases 149 to 1963 code for a protein of 604 amino acids. Gene Ontology annotation, biological process: negative regulation of autophagosome assembly; dephosphorylation; mitochondrion distribution. Lineage: Eukaryota; Metazoa; Chordata; Actinopteri; Clupeiformes; Clupeidae. The transcript is spliced from 15 exons. The record is from RefSeq and is a predicted model, not a curated record. Gene Ontology annotation, cellular component: plasma membrane.
CUGAUUUUGACAAGCGUCCAAUCGGAGCGAUGGCCGCUGUCACAUGACUCUGAGUGAGCUCUUCCUACGGUGCAGCAAAACAGACUGACGAAUUCAGGAACGGAGAAUCGUUGAUUGUGGUGCGUGUGGAAGAAGCACUCCCUGAGUUAUGGCCUCGGCAUCCAUACCAGCAUACAACUCCAUCCCACUGGAGAACAGCUCCAGCCAGAACGCAUCCAGUGAGAGUCUGAAGAUGGAGCCGCUGGCUGAUGUUGCCCUAUUGCCAGGGGAGGAGAGAGUGAUCGACAAAGACAUCAUUUACAUCUGCCCUUUCAAUGGCGCACUGAAAGGCAAAGUCUUCAUCACAAACUUCAGACUCUACUUCAAGAGUGACGGGGACCAUGUAGUGGUCCUGGACGUCCCACUGGGGGCAAUCAGUCGGGUGGAGAAAAUGGGCGGGGCCUCCAGUCGAGGGGAGAACUCGUAUGGUCUGGACAUCACCUGCAAGGAUAUGAGGAACCUGAGGUUUGCUCUGAAGCAGGAGGGUCACAGUAGAAGAGACAUCUUUGAGAUACUCUUCAGAUAUGCCUUUCCUCUCUCCCACGGCCUGCCGCUGUUUGCAUACCUCAGUCAGGAGAAAUUUGAUGAGAACGGCUGGCACGUUUACAAACCCAUGGAGGAGUACCGGAGGCAGGGCCUUCCCACUGACAAGUGGCGAAUCUCUUUCAUCAACGAGGACUACAAACUGUGCGACACGUACCCCACCAUCCUGGUGGUGCCGUUCAAGGCCACGGAGGAUGACCUGCAGAAGGUGGCCACCUUCCGAUCCCGCUGCCGCAUUCCAGUGCUGUCGUGGAUCAACAAGGAGAACCAGGCAGUGAUUGUGCGCUGCAGCCAGCCCCUGGUGGGCAUGAGCGGCAAGCGCAACAAGGAUGACGAGCGCUACCUGGAGAUGAUCCGCGAGGCCAACGGCACCACCAAGCUCACCAUCUUUGACGCCCGGCCCAACGUCAAUGCCGUCGCAAACAAGGCGACAGGUGGGGGCUACGAGGGGGACGAUGCCUAUCAGAACGCGGAGCUGGUCUUCCUGGACAUCCAUAACAUCCAUGUCAUGCGCGAGUCCCUCAAGAAGCUCAAGGACAUCGUCUACCCCAACGUGGAGGAGGCCCACUGGCUCUCUAGCCUGGAGUCCACCCAUUGGCUGGAACACAUCAAGUUGGUGCUGUCGGGGGCCAUCCAGGUGGCCGAUAAGGUGUCCUCGGGCAACUCGGUGGUGGUGCACUGCAGCGACGGCUGGGAUCGCACGGCCCAGCUCACCUCCCUGGCCAUGCUGAUGCUGGACAGCCACUACCGCACCCUCAGGGGCUUCCAGGUGCUGCUGGAGAAGGAGUGGAUUGGCUUCGGACACAAGUUCGCCUCGAGAAUUGGCCAUGGGGACAAAAACCAUGCAGACCAGGACCGGUCGCCCAUCUUUUUGCAAUUUAUCGACUGCGUCUGGCAGAUGACCAAACAGUUCCCCACAGCGUUUGAGUUCAAUGAGCGUCUCCUGAUGGUCAUCCUGGAUCACCUGUACAGCUGCCGCUUUGGCACCUUCCUCUACAACUGCGAGAAUGUCCGUGACAACAACUUGUUGCGAACAAAGACUGUGUCCCUGUGGUCCCUGGUCAACAGCGACACGUCGUCCUUCAUCAACCCCUUCUACACAGAGGAGUCAAGCCGUGUGCUCUACCCUGUGGCCAGCAUGCGCCACCUAGAGCUCUGGGUGACUUACUACAUCCGGUGGAACCCUCGCAUUAGACAGCAGCAGCAGAGUCCAGUGGAACAGCGCUACAGGGAGCUGCUGGCCCUGCGCGACCAGUACCUGAAGAAGCUCCAGGAGCUGCAGCUGUCCGACUCCUCCCCCUCCACCCACCUGUCCAACAGCUCCACGCCCUCGGCCGCCUCCCCCACGCAGCACAUCACACGCCUCCAGACGCCCUUCUGAUCCCCCCCCCCAGCCACCACCACCACCACCACCACUGCCACACACACACUCUCACACACACACACUCACACACACUCUCUAACAUUCACACGCAUGGUCACAGGACAUUUUGUAAAUAAGGAUGGUGAUAACCGUGGCCACAGAAAUAGUAAUAAUGUCCGUUAUUAGAAGUAAUAAUCACAAUUAUGCAAUACAGUCACAGUACAGCCUUUUAUCAGACUCUGCAUACAGGCUAGGGUGAUGCCUUAAUGAGGAAAUGAGGACUUUUGGGAUUUGUGCACGCCUGCCUGAGGACCUGUGCAGGGAUGUACAAAAAAAAAGGAAAAACAAAAACAGGUAGAAAACAAGUAAACAAUGGCUCGUCUCAAAAUGACCACCCUCCCUCCUAAGCUGGUUUUACCAUUGGGCAUUUUGUUGAACUGUCUUCUGCCAACACAGAGAUGUGUCUGUAGAGGGUGCUGUUGUGUUAGUAUUGUCAUGCCAUAAGGUUAUGUUGUCUAAGUAUGUGUAUGUGCCCCUGUGCUCAUAGCAUACCUGCUGGAAUCAAAGCAAGGAAUGGUAGUUUGGUUUCUAAAUGCUUUCUGCAUAAAGGUGUCUCUUAUCACAGCCAUUAAUAACCAACUGUAAGUCGCUUUGAACAAAAGCGUCUGCUAAAUACAAUAACCAUUACUGAGGGUUCUAAUGCUUUUUCUUGAGUACUGUGAUACUGUUGGGACACAGUGAUGCUUGAUUGGUCUCAUAGUCUUGAAUUAAUUAUUUAAGAUUUUUGCAUGAGAAAUUAAGUCCCAUCAGAUACAUUGUGAUAUUGCGUUUGGAUUCACAAUUCUACCAUGUACUGACAGUCAUGCAGGGGUAAAUUUAGGGUGGUGUUUGUCGAACUCUUGUGUAUUGUGGAGGUCCUGGAAUUUCGAGAAGUCUGGUGGCUUUGACGUGUUCAGCCUUGACAGAGCCAUUGUCUUGUUUUCUGCCUUGGUUUGUAAAACAUGGCUUUACGUGUCCCCUAGUGUCCAUUUCGUGGGUUUGGUCUGUCCUGAUAGUUCUCGGAUUCUGUAAACCCCUGGUUGUGGAUGCACUGUUCCAAAAAACUAAUUACCACGAUCCGCAGCUCUAAGAAAAAACUGACGUAACAUUUUGAGGCCCCACUUUCUAAUCAGGGGUGUAGAGUAGAGUUCACAUGAAGGUCAAAUUUGAACAUGAAGCUGGAAGGUAUGGAUGUAGGAGUUGGGAAUAAGUUCUUAAUUUUUUGCUACACACCUCUCACUUUCGAGAUGUGAUGAGGCUUCAGAUUGGGAGGGCAGAGGUCUCUGUUGAAGAUCCUUUGGGAUGCGCUUAUGUCGUUGUUGUUGUUAUUAUUAUUAGAAUUGUUAUUAUAAUUGAGCAGAAGCAGGGUUGGUCAGGGUCUACUACUGCUUGCAAGUCCAGUUCUGUGCCUUUUCUUGUACCUGAGGUCUAUCUACCCCAGGAGGACAUUUUGUAUCAAUACAUUGUCUCUUUAAUUUUCUGUGGGCAGCAAUCAGUGGCAGGGAAGGACGUCUUCCAUUGGCUGUGGGUGUUUUGACUGGCAGGUGGAACUGAGUGAUGUUAGGUCAGAUGGUGUACGCCAAAAAAAAAAAAAAAAAAGCCCAGCUCUUGGUCCAGCUGGACCAAUGACAAUGGCCGCUUCCCUCUCAAAUGAGUGUGGUUUGCCGAAGAUGCCUCCUGACUCAUUCCACAGGAAGAGCUAGGGGUCAUCACCUGCUUGUGGGAGGAAUGGGUACAUAAGUACUCCAGUGCCCUGCUGGCCCCAGAGCUGAUGCUGACGUGUUGGCAGAAGCCGCUCUGAGUACAGGUGGAGGACGGCUGUAGCUUAUCUCAGAAAGGACACACACACUCAGAGAAAAGGGGGAGGGCCUUGAAGACCCUAUUUCGGAGGUUCCCACAGUACAUGCAAAGCCAUAUUUGUAACUUUGAAGAGUUCUUUGAGUUGUAAGAAGUCUUGAAGGUUCUAGAUAGUGCUUUUGAAAGUUGUUCAUAGAAGAUAGAGUUCUUCUAUGAGGAGGAACCUUAAGGAUUUCGGGUGUCUCUUUAUUUUUUUUUUCUAUGAGUGUGUGAGUGGUAAUGAGAUGGCAUACCUACUCUCAGAUCUUUGCUUAAGAGACUUCUCCCUGGAGCUAUUGAAAAUGCUGCCCAGGAAAAGCUAAACUUUCUAAGACUUUAGCCUCAAUGAGGAGAUGCAGUCUAAAAACCAUAGCAUGUGUGAGAAUGAAUUAAAAAAAACUCACACAAACACAAAAACGAAACACAAACAACACAAGAACAUUUUUGAAGUUGGUUGUGUUUUUAGGGGAAAAGGAAAAAAAGAAAAAUCUAUUUUGUUUAUUUUUUACUUUGUACAAGUACAAUAACUGUGUAAUUACCUCAACAAAGCCUAUUUUACUGUUGAAAGCUCUAUUGUUGUAAAAUAUAAUUAUUUUAUUUAGUGUAAAAUUUGACAGUUUUAUAAAAAGGAAAGUAAUAAGAAAAAAAUGUUUGGUUGGUUGAACCGAUGGUAAUUUGUGGAUUUCUGCUUCCCAUAUAUAAUUAUUAUUUUCUUUUUUUUCUGUCUUGUUUACUUAAUGGGCAUUUUUUAUUUGUGUGCUAACAUUGAUGGAGGCUGUGGGCCUUGGUCCACCGGUCAUAUUAGAUAUGACUGUUGUAGCAAAUAUGCAUCUUUUCCCCCACCUCGCUGCAUGGGUUUCAGUAUGGGGGAGAUUUGCACUUGUAUCACUUUACUCCUACAUGGUUUCUCCCUCUCUCUCGCUUUCAUUUUGAUCCUUUUUGUACCUUUUAAUGUAGACAACAUAGUUUAAAGGGAUUUACUUUUUUGUUUGUCAUUUACUCUGCAUCAUAUACUCUCCACAGUUUGUUGGCUGGCUCUUGUUUUGUAAAUAAUGCUGAUUAAAUUAAUUUAAAGAUUUCACAACUU